AUGGGUUUUAGGCUAACUUGUCUUGGUGGGAUAAGACGAGUUCCAUCAUGCCCAUUUUUGGGUCUCGACAUUAAUUUCCACGAUGAAGAAGUAUCGUUUGUGGGUGAAGAUAUUUUUGAAAUGUAUCAUGGCUGGAGAUUAUUCUUUGAUGGAGCGGCAAAUCAUCAUGGAAAAGGUAUCAGAGCGGUCUUAGUGUCAGAAUCUGGUCAACACUAUCCAAUGGCAGCUAAGCUCCGAUUUAAUUGCACAAACAACAUGGCUGAGAAUGAAGCUUGUAAUAUUGGUUUGAGAAUAGCCAUUAACAUGAAUGUGAAAGAGCUACUAUAUGUACAGAAGUUGUGCAAGAGAUUUCAUAAGAUCAAGUUCAGACAUACUCCCAGAAUAAAAAAUGAGUUGGCCGAUGCUUUUGCCAUCAUCGCCUCAAUGAUUAAACAUCCAGAUACUGAUUAUAUUGAUCCUCUGGAUAUAGAGCUGAAAGAACAUCCAGUCCAUUGUUCACAUGUUGAAGCAAAACCAGAUUGUUUGCCAUGGUAUUUUGAUAUAAAGAACUAUUUGGAGUGCGGGAGUUAUCCUGAAGAUGCUAUAUCCAACUAG
Messenger RNA from Solanum lycopersicum (tomato), 594 nucleotides. Lineage: Eukaryota; Viridiplantae; Streptophyta; Magnoliopsida; Solanales; Solanaceae. The record is from RefSeq and is a predicted model, not a curated record.